AUCUGUUAUAUGGACUGUGGCCAGCCUUAAAUCUGGUUAUUGCUGUUUGGAACGUGCUGCUGAAAACCAGACUUAAAAAGGCUUUUCCUGUUAAUGCACAGCUUAUUCUGUCUCUUGUUUCACAGGGAAGAAAAGCUGAUUUAGUAAUUGAAAUGGAUGCAAUACUAAAUUACAGGUCAGAAGACACUGAAGAUUACUACAUGUUACUGGGAUGUGAUGAACUAUCUUCGGUUGAACAAAUCCUGGCGGAAUUUAAAGCCAGAGCCUUGGAAUGUCACCCUGACAAGCAUCCUGAAAACUCCAAAGCUGUGGAGACUUUUCAGAAACUGCAGAAGGCAAAGGAAAUUCUGACUAAUACAGAGAGUCGUGCCCGGUAUGACCAUUGGCGAAGGAGCCAGAUGUCAAUGCCAUUCCAGCAGUGGGAAGCUUUGAGUGAUUCGGUGAAAACAUCAAUGCACUGGGCUGUCAGAGGUAGAAAAGAUCUGAUGCUGGAAGAAUCUGACCAGGUUCAUACCAACCAGAUUGAAAAUGAGGAACGGAACAAGCAAAGAGAAAUAAAGAAAGAGCAGCUGGGUUCAACCACAGAGAAAAUGGAGCAAAAAGAAUCCAACUCCUUGGAGAAGUCAUUCUCCCCGCAAAAUCUGGAUUCUCCAAAAAGUUCUGCACCCAAUGUGAGGCUUGACUCCACAACCCUGAGGUCAAAAGUUGCAUGCUCUACUGACAGAGCCAGCCAGGCGCCUUGUUAUCAUGUGUUAAAACUUGAUAAUCAAUAACAGAAUUGUGGUCUCCUUCCCCCCCCCCACUCCUCAAUCCCUUUCCCCCAAUUAUUCAUCUCAGAGGCAUCAUUUAUUGCAUAUCUUUCCUUGGCUAUCUUGUGAGUUUACACAUGAAUGUAUUUCUCUUCUUUACAUAAAUGGUAGCUUACUAUUUACA
Messenger RNA from Felis catus (domestic cat), 933 nucleotides. RefSeq names its product DnaJ heat shock protein family (Hsp40) member C12 (gene DNAJC12). The record is from RefSeq and is a predicted model, not a curated record. The coding region runs from base 153 to 773 and encodes 206 amino acids. Gene Ontology annotation, cellular component: cytoplasm. The transcript is spliced from 5 exons. Lineage: Eukaryota; Metazoa; Chordata; Mammalia; Carnivora; Felidae.